Molecule: messenger RNA, 264 nt
Organism: Pseudozyma hubeiensis SY62
Lineage: Eukaryota; Fungi; Basidiomycota; Ustilaginomycetes; Ustilaginales; Ustilaginaceae
Exons: 2
Coding region: 1-264 (87 amino acids)
Source: RefSeq, a predicted model, not a curated record
AUGGGCAUGCCCGCCGUCGGCGACUCCAGCAACAUGGGUGCCCAACUACAGAAUGCAGCGCAAAUGGUACAGCUGCAACUGGCCGUCGCCUCGACCCGUUGCCCUCGACGUCGCGCUCCCUUGGCGCCAUCGGGCAAGCAGACACUUCCUCCCUCAUCGUCCGUGCCAGCCAGCCCCGGAGGCGCUCACGACGCAGCCUUGUCGUCGGGCGUCACUACGACCGUGGUCAUCGCGCCUUUCUUCACAUGCCGGCCAUCUCCCUAG